UUCAGUUCCUCUAAAUGUCUAUUUAGACGCUCAGUCUGUGAACCAUCGCACGACGUAUGAUCUCAUCGAUGGAGCUUACCCGUUAAGCAGUCGAUCGACCUUGCAGACUCGCCGCGGUCGCCCCCCACUCGAGAUCCCCGAAGUGUCCAACGAAAUUCUGGAAGCUAAAGCGCGCGCUCGUUCAUUGGCGGCCGCUCGUGCUGCUCGCGCCUCCGUACUGGCCCGAAAGGCUAAAGCAGAGCGGUGCGCGGUUGAACAGCGGGCUCGAGUACUUCGCACUCAACUGAUCGCACGUCGACGGCUUUAUCUGAGUUUGGCUCGAGCAUUAGCUGAUGAAGCUGUGGAUGAACAAAAACGUCCUUUUAUUGCCGCGGACAGUGAAUCGAUGGAAGAGGAAGAUUCGGAAUCGCCUCGGGUAGCCCAAGGUCGUCCUCGUGUCAGUCCGGUACAGACUCCAGGUUUUCCAGUUCGCCGUCCUCGCGGACGGCCGCCUACCUCUGGUCGUUAUCGUAUGAAUCGUGGUUUAAGGCGUCCACUUGCGGCAUCUCAAGUACCGUACCCAUCCGCGCCUUCCGACGCUGCUAACGAUGGAGUAGAUAAGGAAGAACAAGAGAACAAACCUGAGUGGACCUUGAACCGCGGUGCUUCGACUUUGCGACCUCGAGGGAUGCGCCGCGGAUCCACUCCCGGUCGUCGUGGUCGUCCGCGGGGCGGGGGUGUCUCUCGACCUAUACUUACUCCACGGAUGCCUGAGGCUUUGUUGCCCAAAUCGCCUCUCCAUAGUCCAACGCUCAAUGAAGCCAGUGAUGAUUCUAGUACGCCAUCCACGCCAAGCACAUGUCCUGCACUGGGUGACUCACGAUUGGAAGCUAUUCUCACCAUGCCCGACGAGGAAAAGACUACAGAGCAGCCUCCGUACGGUUCCGUUACACCUGAGCGAUCCGCGCAUACUUCGCGUGAUACCGUUGAUUUUGGACGCGGUCACCGUGGUACUCGCCGCCGCACCCGACGUCCAUUUGGACGUGGCUGUCGGGGUGCUGCGCGGCGGCCACUUGUAAACGUGAAUGAAACUCCGUUGUCGCGGCUGACGGUCCAUAAAAUCUCAUCUCCUGUCAAUUCACCUCCACCAGCUACGGCGAAACAACAAUCAUUACAACCUCAAGGUCAGUCAAUAAAGGCUGAACCGCCUACUUCAACAUCACCGGAUGAGUCUGCAGACAUAUACUGUUUAUGCCGAACGCCGUACGACCCCGGUCGGGUUUACAUUGCUUGUGAUCGUUGUGACGAAUGGUACCACGCCGAAUGUGUCGGUCUUACUUCACAACAAGCGGCCACCCAUGCGGGAACCUAUAUUUGCCCGCGUUGCACCGACACAAAAGUUCCAGAUGUGAUUGUUCCAGACAAAUUGGUCCUAAAGCAAGAACCCGAACCGGACGAAUCGGACGGGACCACGAAAACCCUGUACGACUCCUCACUCACCGUCGAUCUGCAGUCUCAGUUGUGCACCCUGCUACGUGACCUGCAGGAGCACAAGAUGGCAUGGCCUUUCCUCCAUUUACCCAGCCCCACCAAAUAUCCCGCUUUCGAAUCGUUGGAAGAUCCCAAAAGUAAGUGCCCGUUUGUUCUCACCAAUGAAUGCACGCCAGUACAUAUAGUUUUAUAUGUGGUCGAUUUCACUUUGAUUAACAUAAAACAAUGGUGCUCGUGUAUCCACUCCCUCUCUAGGCUGAUGUGGUUUACUUCCUUUUAUUUAUAUUUUCGACAGUGCUCUUAG
Molecule: messenger RNA, 1774 nt
Organism: Echinostoma caproni
Lineage: Eukaryota; Metazoa; Platyhelminthes; Trematoda; Plagiorchiida; Echinostomatidae
Source: the annotation of a GenBank genome assembly